Molecule: messenger RNA, 2562 nt
Organism: Thermochaetoides thermophila DSM 1495
Lineage: Eukaryota; Fungi; Ascomycota; Sordariomycetes; Sordariales; Chaetomiaceae
Exons: 3
Coding region: 1-2562 (853 amino acids)
Biological process (GO): TORC2 signaling
Cellular component (GO): TORC2 complex; cytoplasm; plasma membrane
Molecular function (GO): phosphatidylinositol-4,5-bisphosphate binding
Source: RefSeq, a predicted model, not a curated record
AUGUCGGUGAUGCAAUUAGAGGACUACCUGAAUGACAUCGCCGAUGGUGUCGGCGAGCGUCUGUUCACCCUUAACGAGGGCUUCUUGCACUCAGCCCCCUUCAAAGCAGCCGGCUGGCGAACCAACCCAGCCCUGAUCAAGCGGACACAUUCCCCACCCAUCCCAACCGGUGUCGCAUCGGAGUACUUCCAGGCUCCGCGACUGGCGCCGCAGCCGGCUGAAGAUGAGGGCGAGGAGACCGUCUUCUCAGGCGGCGGUACUCGGGAGACUGCCCCACCCAGCAUCCCGCUCAAGUCACGUCGCCGCCAGCAGCAGAUGCAGAUGGAGGAUGAUGACAGCAGUGACCUGAGUGACGACAGCGAUGACGAGGGAGAGCAGCAACAGCAGCAGCAUCGGGGUGCGCAGCAGAUUAAGUUCGCUAAGAUGCCCUUGCGUAGUCGUGCAGGUUCAUCACCGGGCCAGUCGUCUAACCUGCGCCAGAUGACAUCUGUGACAUCUUCAUCACCUCGCCCACCCCGUCGAGGGUCCCAGUCCACGCUAGAGACGGUUAAGGAACGCACUCGGAGAGAUACCGUCACCAGCAGUGAGAUCUCAUCUGAGAACGAGUUUGACGCGUCAGGUUUCCAUCGCCAGCGCGAGGCUGCCCGGGCAGCAGCUGCACGUGCCGCCAUCAGCGAGGAGGACGAGACGGCUGUUCAGGUCACUACGACUGUCAGGGUUCCCAAACCCGGCAGCCUGCUUGAAGAUGAUGACUCUGAUGCGUCAUCCAUGUCAGGUGCCUUCGUUGAGAGCAUCGACUCAGCUAGCAUUCUCGAUGCAAUCAAGAAUCCUCUGAAUCAGUCACUCCGCGACCAAGUGGUCGGGACACCACCACGCGAAUUCACCCGGCGGUCAACCAUCCGCAAAUCAGCCAUGCCUCCACCUUUACAAGUCAUCAGUCAGUUACCGCCACCAAGACCGAUGAGUACGAUCCGGCCAUUGAGCAUGGUACAGCCGACGAGCUUGCUGUCGGCAGCGUUGAAGGCGAAGAAGACCAAGCCAACACUGCCGUUCGACAGUUUCGCCUCUCUCUCAGGCCAGGGCGAUCCAAAUCCAAUCAUGCUGCGCAUCUUUGCCCCGUUCUCGACCAAGCCAUCUGUGCCGUUUGAAGUGCUUAUCCGAAGGACGGUGCAUCAGGGUGAAGGAGGAGACCGUGCCGUCACCAUUGCGGAUACCAUUGGCCUUAGUCUCUGGAGGUACAAUGAGGAGAAGAGGGAGCCCCCUUUGCCGGAAGACAAACUCACAGUCAACUGGUGGAAUCUGCGCAUGGUCGAAGAAGAUGGCGAGAUUGACGACGAUUUCCCGCCUCUCGACCGUACCAAGCCCCUGACCUCCUUUACAACCGCCAACAACAAGGCUGGUUUGCGUGGCCGCUCCAACUCCAAGGUAUACGACAUCUUCGCUCUCUCCAUGGCCUCACCCUCCGAACACGAAGAAAAUGUCAAGGCAACACCCGAGUUCGAAAAAGUCCCCGAAGCAGCAGCUCCCGCUGAAGAGGACGACCUUGCGACCCCCAAACCCCAGCAACCCCCCUCAAGUUCCCUCCCGCUGGACCAACCGCCAGAAAAUCCUCUCCUCAACACAGCGUACCGUGCCCCACACGCUAUAUUCGCUGACCUCCCUCAGACCCAACAACCAACCCAACCGCAACAGCAUGUGGCCCGAGGGGAGAAGCGCCUGCUCCGUAUCCACAUUCACUCUCCGGAUAUUGCGCCAGGACAAAUGAUCACCCUCGAUGUGUCUACCGAGACAUGGAUGGCUGAGGUGCUCGACAUUGCGUGCCGCAAGAGGCAGCUUGAUCGUGCGAAUCAUGUCCUCAAACUCCCUGGCUCUGGCACAGUGGUUAUGCUGGACCGAACGGUAGGGCAAUACGGUGCCAUCUCAGAGCUAGAUUUGUGCAGAAGAAGGUUUGCUACAGACGGACCUUUGUUGCAGGGCGUUGGGUCAUUGAGCAGUUCCUCACCGAGACAACUCAUCUCUACUGGAGGGGGAGAUGGUAGCUGGGGUGCGGCAGCCAUGGGCAAGAGCAAAAAGGCUAAGCUUCUCCUGGGGAGCACUACUGCCGCAGGCGGGGUUGGCACCCAUCCUCUGGCAAGGGAGGUCCUCAAGGCGGAUGAGCUCCUGGCCGGUGUGUUGGGCUCGAAUUACAAGAAGUAUGUGGUUUGGAGGAAGCAGCCGAUGAGGUUACUAAGCGAGAAGCUGCUCGUCAUCGAUGGUGAUUACGUACACAUCAUGCCUGCAUCCUCAGGAGGGGCAAAGAUGUUGCUUGCUGCUGGGGAAAGAGGGGAAAUGCCUGCCGGCACGGCUGGGGAUGUCAUGGUGGGAGGGAAGAGUACUACCACGGUGCACUUUAGCAAUGUGGUUGGAUGUAAGGUUUCGAGGAAGCAUCCUAGUCAUUUCAAGUUGGUCGUUUACAAAUCUACCGAGAGCAAGCGGUACGAUUUUGUGACAAGCAGUCCGGAAUAUGCGGCAGAGAUCGUAGCAGAAUUGAAGAAGGGGAUUUCGCCAUAUCGUGAAGUUUGA